Messenger RNA from Spirodela intermedia, 4394 nucleotides. The record is from the annotation of a GenBank genome assembly. NCBI's taxonomy places the organism in Eukaryota, Viridiplantae, Streptophyta, Magnoliopsida, Alismatales, Araceae.
AUGAGGGACGAGGAGUGGGGGUCCAAGGAAGCUGGCCCUGCUGUGACGGGGUCAGGGGGCGGCGACAAGUUUCAAAUGCUUCAGCCGAACCGCGACCUCGAGGUGAAUUGGACGGUCGACCUGGCAAAGAACUUGGAGGAGUACCUGCUCAAGAUAUGCUCAGGGGAGAUCGACGCCGAUGGCGAGGAGUUAGGCCACCUCUCCGUCAAUUUCGCGGAGGGUACGCUGGUUUCUGUUCGUGAAAUUUGUCUUUUUUUUGUUUCAUCGUUAUAUUUGACAAGUGCGUGGCGAAUCAUAUGGGUCCAGCUGCGAUGCUUCUCCAAGGUUCGAUUCAGGUUUACAGUCGGAAGGUGGAAUACCUAUAUACUCUGGUUCUGCACGCCUUGGAGUUUCUUUCACGUGACAAGUACGAAUCCCCUCUCCUUUUCACACUUCUUUUAGAUCCAUCUCGGUCGGUUUUCUCAGUGCGCUCCGUGUCAUAUUUUUUUUGUUUGUUUUUUUAAAUGGGUUUGAUUUUUUCCUGUCAAAAUUGGUGCUCCCUUUCACAGAUGUGAUUGCAAAAUUACAUUACAUUUUCUGCACUUGCAAAAUUACAUUCCAGGUUCUCUUAUUGCAUAACUUCCUAGGAUUCAGGAUCUAUUGUAAGGCAUGAAUUUCUGAGUUGCUUUUGUAAUGCAGUUGCGGUUCAGUUUUCUCUUGAUUAUAAAUGUACGGCCAUAUUUAAUGUAAGAGAAGUUCGGGAAGUAGGUUCUGACGAAUGCAAUAAAAAAAUUUGAUAGUUUACUCCUCUUCAAGGAUACCAAAAGCAUUCAGGUUUAUUAACGAAUCUAGUUUACUAAUCUAUCAAACAGCAGAUUUACGCUUUAAUAUUGUUGUGUAGGCAUGACCAAAAUGACAAAUCUCCACCUCAGCCUGAUGGAAUGGAAGACUCCAGAGUUAUUCCCGAGGAUGAUGAAAUUUUUCUGGGUUUAGAUGAUGUGCCAGGUAAAAUUUACCGUUGAUUUUUUUCUCAUUGGCUUGAAUAUUUUCAACUGACUUUUCUGUAUGGUUCCAGUGGAAACAAAGAACUGCCUGGACGAUGAAGAUAAUGAAGAUGAUUUUUUAAAUCACCUUUUAAAACCCCCAGCAAACCUUAAUGUGCUAGAAGGGGAUUGUCUGGAUACCAUCUCGGAAGCUAGUAAAUUUGAAUCUUAUCAGGUACGUAAUUACUCAUUGUUUAUUUUUACCAUCUACAAGGUGGAAAAAUUAUUCAUUUGUAGCAAACUUUAACUGAUGAUGCAUGUAUUGAUGGAGAAGUAAUGUGAACCUUCACUAACAGAGAAGAUGAAACCGUUUACGAAGCUUCUCAACUAGAUGUAGAAUUUUCUUGUUGAGAUUUCCUCUUUACAUUAUGUGUGGAAUAUGAAACAUUGUUAGAGUUUGGUGUAUUCUGGCUGAUACUGCCCCAUUUGCGGUUUGAGAAUCACUGCUCAAUAUUGUAUUUUUUUUUUUUCACUCUGAUCCCUUACCAUUCGGAUACUUCAUGGGUUUUAAUAUCCUGAAGAUUCUUGUUUUCUGAUCCUGUCAAAAGUUUGCCUUUAUCAUUGAGUGGUAUUUUCAUGCUGAAGAUUCCCUGAAACAUUCAUAAUUUCUGGUGUUACUCAACUCUAUAUUCUUUCUGACGUUCUGUCAUAAUGUUUGCAGUUAUCAACUUGCAGUUUCUAUGGGGAUUUUCUCUUAUUAGACCCAUGCGAUGCAGAAGCUAUUCAUAAUUUCAUAAGUGACAAAGACAAAGUUAAAGAACGCAGUGUCACUCAUAGAGCUAGUAUGCCAAGGAUGAAUGCUCAGAGCUCACUGCAUUCUCCUUCAGAAGAGCAAUCAGCAGUGAAAAGUCAUAAGCCAACUGGAAUGAAGCAAGAUGUCGCUUUUGAUCAGCCUUUUGAAAGCAAUUUCGCCUCUGGUGUUGGUCUGGAUGACACGUCUUCUGGACCAAAUGCUGGGCAUGAUUCUCCUGAAAAUGAUGGCGACCAUCAAGAUGAACCAGAAUUUGGGUAUCCAGACAUCAAUGAUGACAGUGAUGAAGAUGAUGAUCCAUGGAAACCUCUGAAUCCUCACGAAGCUGGAAACCUACGGAUAAAACCAUUUAAAAGAUGUAUGUUAACAUUGCCCCAUAUUUUCAAGGAUGUUAUUCUUGUACAGGUCAUCAUGGUUGUUCCCAUUUGAAUCAGGUAGUAUUUUUAGAAGGAAGCUUGCAAGUUUCAACAAGCGUGAGCCUGUCGUUUUGCAAUUCCCAGUGGCCAAAUUGGAUGGGACUAUUGAUCCUGAAUUAGCCGAAAUGUUUUCAAAGCAGCUUCGUGCCCAAGCCAGCGUGCAUUCAUCUCAAUCACCUCCAUUCUUUGAAAAGGUACACUUGGAGAACUUCCUUUGAACUUGGGUUAUUUCCUUUCUUAGUGAUGCAAUGACAUUCAAGAUGAUCUGUGUGUUGCAGCUCAGAGAAUCACUCGUAUGGGGAAAGCAUGAAGCUUAUGAUGUCCUGCAUGAUCUUGACGAUGAAAAUAAUGAUGCUGAAGAUGACAGUGAUAUUAUGGAUUCUACUGAGAAAGAUGAUAUCAAUCUCACACAGAACUCUAUUAAUUUUGAUGCAGAGGUACCUCUUAAUGAUGGAAAGGUGUGUGUGAUUUAUAUCUUCCCUAUAUUAUUUCUAACAAAGAAUGCAUAAAUGAUGACGCGUUGCACAUUGCUUGUGUGCAGCAAAGUGUAGACACAUCAGAAUUUAAUAGAGGUGAAACUUUUGGAAAGAAUGAUGUAGACACAGAAAAAAGUCUUGAAGAUCUUUGCCGCUCUCAUUUGGUAAUAAUGGGCAAUUUCUAUCUUCUUGUCUUCCAUAUUCCCUAUUUUUCUUCGUCUUUCUGUUUUUUAUGCUUCUGAUGCUUAAACAAGAGGGUGAAAAAUGCGAAAUUUAAUGCUCUUUGCUAGCAACUGCAGCCAACCUUUGUUUUUCUGCUGCAUCUCUUAGUUAUAUCAACUCUUUGACAAUCUGGGCUGGAAGUGGCAAUUAGCUGAUCCUGCUUGGAGCUCGGUUAAGUGUAGCACUGUCUAAAGUGGACCAAAAGAUCAUUGUUUCGCAAAUAAUCAUGGUCAUGUAUCUCGGUCUGGGUCAAGUCUGGUGCCCCCUCCUCCCCCAGAGAAGAGAAGAAAUAAAAAUCUCAACUCAUCCAUGAAAGCAAUAGAUAUAUAUAUUGCUGUUGGAUCCUUUCAGCCCUACUUACAAGCAAAGUCGGCUUUACAAUGGUCCUACCGUUUGUAGGAUUCGCUUCUUGCCAGCAUUGUGGAAGCGGAGAAGCAGACAGAGAUAGCCACUCGUGUUUCAACAUGGAAGCAGAAAAUCGAACACACAUUAAAUGAACAAGUAAGUUGCCUAUUGUGCUCUUAUUCUGUAAGCAGCUGAAGCAACAUCAUAUCUUGUUUUUUGCAUAAUCAUUUACCGGCUAAUGGCUUACCCAACCUCCAGGACUCUCACUGUCCAUUUGAUAUUCAUCUGUACGGAGAAAAAAUUCUGAGCAAGCUGUCUGUGGAAGCUGACGACGAAAUGAGCAUGUGCUUCACUAGCAUUGUUACGGGUCAAGCAAAGCAUGACAUCGCAAGAACAUUUUCAGCACUUCUCCAACUGGUGAUUCUCUUGUUCUUGAUAUUCUAAUGCUCAUAUGUUGAUUGUUAGAAUGUCUCACAUUGGAAUGAACAUAAAAAAUCCCGUAUUGGGCUCCCCUCAUUUCCAAUUAAUUUUGAGUUGAAUGGCUGAUUUUUCUUUUUCAGUUGACAUCAAAACAUGGUUAUAAGAUGCUAAUUAAAAACUAUAUGCUAAUUAAUUUUAGGCUCGAUUAAUUGGAGAUUAACUUUCAACUAGAUCCUGCUCAGUAGGCCUCAGAACCCCUGAAACAAUUCAGCAAUUCAAGAUUAAAAAAACCCUGCUUGUCCAAAAACGGAAAACCGAUCGCUUCACUAUCCCUUGGUUUCUUUUAGUCGGACAUUCUGAUUUUCUUAUGCCAAAUAUUUAAUUUUUGUUUAUAUAUGCCUUGUAUAAGAUGCUUGAGGAGCUAAAGGUUUCCAUUCUCUUGGCUUUUUAGGUGAACGAUGGGACUUUGGAUCUGGACAGAGGGGACUCCUCAACCCAGUCGACAUGCUUCACAUCAGCCAACGCGUUUCAGGUGAGACUCGUCAACCCGGAAAGAAAGGAAGAGCUGCAGAUCCCCCGCUUGAAGAAGAGAAUCAAGUCUCCUCCGAGCAGGAAGCCUCCAAAGCCUGAUGACUCUGAAAAAUAUCCACUGCGGAGUGGGAAGAAGGGUGGUGUCAGGUGCACCCCCGAGGGCAAGAAGAGGCGGCGAUCCGGAUUGGUUGACUUGCCCUCUGCCAGAUGA